AUGAAAGGCAUUAGUGGGAUGUUCGUGGGAGCAUUUUCGUCGCUUUCGAGUUCCCUUUCUUGCUGCGCAUGCGUCGAUGAUCGGCCUCGUCAAUAUGUUUCAGAGAAGGAGUCAUUCGUGGUCUUGAAGAACCAACCUUCGUCUGUCCCACCGCCAUCCGUUGAGCAGGCUUGGCAGAACAGAGGUCAUGAGCUACCCAUGGAGCGCACGUCGAGGAGGAGGCGUGGGUCUGGACGGAGUAGCUUCUCUGUGAGAAGGGGACUCUUAUCAAAACCGACAUCAUCGCGCCGGCCGCAGAUAUCCGCUCCCUCAAACUUCCGUCAUAUCUACUCGGAAUCCUUUCGGUUUCCGGACUAUGGGCUGCCUCGUGCGAGGCCGAGGCCACUUUCUUUUCGUCCACUUGAACUUAGCAUCUACCAGCACGAUAAUCACUUGUCACCUAUCCUAUCUCCUGUCGACUACCCUAGCCCGCCUGUCACACCUCCACAGCGCGUUGUCACACAUUCCCCGCACAGCGAUGGUAGCUACACCGUCGCGCACGCGCGUAGCUACUCUUCCUCCUUGUCAUUCCACAUUCCACGUAAGGCCACCAACACCGGAUCCGUCUUCGACUCGCCCCGGUCAGGCUCGGAUACAAUUACGCAGCCUUCGCCGGCUCGGAAGAGAGCGCAGUCGAUUAAGGCAAAUGAGUCAGCCAUGGACGACCUGAUCGAAAAGGUCGCAACUGCAAUGUUAGAGAGGGAUCGGAUCCAAAAGCAGCUCGACGACGUCAUCGAGAGGCAGAGCAUCUAUGUCAGUAGUCGACCAUCUACUGCUAAUGAAAUGCGGCCUUCCACCACCCGUUCAAUCGUCGACAUGGAGCCAAUGCCGGAAAUCCCAGCUUUGCCGCCAAAUGCGCCUUCGUUCAGCGAGCGUGUCACCUCUGAUCGCCCCAGAACCGCGCCGCCCAAGGGCUCUGUUUACAUUCCUUACCGGGAGAAGCCACUUUCCGAAGAAUCCCCUGCUUUCGCCUCUGCUUUUGCCUUGUCGUCAUCAAGUCGUUGCAUCGAGGGACGCCCUCCACCACCGCCGCUACCACUACGUCUACGUCCGCCUUUACGUAAGAAGAAAUCCUUCUCGCAUGUGUCAAACUGGCUAGGCUUCUCAGGCUAUCAACAACCCGCCCGUGAUAUCAGCCUGGACUCCAUCACGAACAAACCCAAGCCUAUUCAGCCCAACGACGGCUUCUAUCAGAUUGCGACACCCAGUCAACCUGAUGAACCGGCGCGCAGGUUGAGCUUCGAGUCCGAAGAGUCUGUGAGCGACUGGUCCUCCAGCGAGGACUUAGAACAGCAGACGGUACCAACAAGUUGGAGCCCGAGUAGUAGCACGACGGUCAGGGCUGCCGAUCCGCCAAGGGCUGUCAUGUUUGGCCAGGCGCCUCGACGAGAGAGUGUUGGCGUAGCCUUCUAG
This is a messenger RNA of Pseudomassariella vexata, 1452 nucleotides long. RefSeq lists its product as uncharacterized. The transcript has 2 exons. Bases 1 to 1452 code for a protein of 483 amino acids. NCBI's taxonomy places the organism in Eukaryota, Fungi, Ascomycota, Sordariomycetes, Amphisphaeriales, Pseudomassariaceae. The record is from RefSeq and is a predicted model, not a curated record.